Messenger RNA from Medioppia subpectinata, 771 nucleotides. Lineage: Eukaryota; Metazoa; Arthropoda; Arachnida; Sarcoptiformes; Oppiidae. The record is from the annotation of a GenBank genome assembly.
AUGACCUUGAUCAGUUUACGUCUAAACAACCUAACACCCAACACAACAGUGCUGAUCACCGGUUCGAGCGGUGGUAUCGGCGCCGUCACUGCUGUCGAGUUCGCCCGAUAUGGGGCUCAAGUGGUGAUCACCGGUCGUAAUGCCGACAACUUGUCAGAAGUGGCCAAACAAUGUGCGGCCGUUUCACCCAAAGGCCUGAAACCACUGGAAGUGUUGGCAGACGUGAGUAAAGACGUGGACUGUAAACGACUGAUUGACAUGCUGAUCACCGGUUCGAGCGGUGGUAUCGGCGCCGUCACUGCUGUCGAGUUCGCCCGAUAUGGGGCUCAAGUGGUGAUCACCGGUCGUAAUGCCGACAACUUCGGUGGUAUCGGCGCCGUCACUGCUGUCGAGUUCGCCCGAUAUGGGGCUCAAGUGGUGAUCACCGGUCGUAAUGCCGACAACUUGUCAGAAGUGGCCAAACAAUGUGCGGCCGUUUCACCCAAAGGCCUGAAACCACUGGAAGUGUUGGCAGACGUGAGUAAAGACGUGGACUGUAAACGACUGAUUGACAGUACGAUCAGUGCAUUCAAACGGUUGGAUAUUUUGGUGAAUAACGCCGGAAAAGGAGUUUUUGCUCCGAUCACUGAUCCGUCUGUUCUCGACAAAUACCAGGAAGUGAUGGACACAAACCUGCGUUCAGUCGUCUAUUUAACACAUCUAUCGGUCGAACACUUGGAGAAAACUAAAGGCAAUAUAAUUAAUAUAUCGAGUGUUGCGGGACUUAAACCG